Molecule: messenger RNA, 15105 nt
Organism: Xyrichtys novacula (pearly razorfish)
Lineage: Eukaryota; Metazoa; Chordata; Actinopteri; Labriformes; Labridae
Source: the annotation of a GenBank genome assembly
UUCAGACUGUAGCAUCUCAUUUAAUCCAGUUUGAAACAUACAAAAACCAGUCAUGACUUUUCAACAUAUUUACAACAUUUUGAUUGCUGACAUGUUCCCUUCUCUAACAAUUUUCAGCUCUGUGUAGGAAACUAACAGUCAAACAUUUAGGCCAGUGCUCCCUUCGCCCUCCAGUCUCUAGACAAAAGCCCCAGUAGCUCAUCUUCAUCCUCUUCUUCCUCCUCAUUGCUGGUAUCCAUCUCCAUACAACUCUCCUUCCUGGGGUGAGGUUUGUUCUUCACCACAUCACGCUUGUCUCUCAGAACUUCAACUCUCUUGUAACACUCAAUUUGUUCAUCGAUCUCAUCAAUCUGGCGAUCAAGGCGACCCUCUUCGUCGUCCUCAGCCACUAUGGCAUCUGAUUUAGUGUUCACCUGCCGGAUUUCCUUCUGAAACUCUUCCCACUCCUUGUCCAUUUGGUCUUUAGGUGCGUCAACGUUGCGCACUUUGGCGUCUCUCACGGGGUCGUCGAAGAAGCCCUCUGGCAGGGCUUCGGCUGUGUUAUCUUUCUUUUCUGUGGUUUUCUCCUGCUCAUCUGCUUUGAGAAUGGACCCUGAAUGGGAAAUGGAGGGUGUGGAUGGGAUGGAGCUAUCAAAGAAAUCUGUAGGGAGUCCAGCAGCAGCAGCAGCAGCAGCAGCAGCAGCAGCAGGGGGAUCUGCAAUCCCUGCCUCACCAGCCUCUUCAUCAUCUUCAUCAUCAUAGACUCCGGCCAAAAGACUCAGACCUGCAGACUUUUUUGGAGGAGUAGCCUCUUUCUCGGUGGGUUUGUCAAAGAAGUUUCCGGGCAACCCUGACGAGGACUGACCCGCAGCCGUUGAGGGUUUGGACUUUUUUCCAGAAGCAGCAGCGUCCUCACCAUCAUCCUGUGUUUUCCUCUUCAAGGGUUGACUCUGGGGAGUACUAGGUUGAAUUUUUCCUUCCUUCAGCUCAACAACUUUCUCUUUAUGUUGUUUUCCCAGAAUAUGAGCCGGCCACAGAAGCUCAGACUUCACCUGCACGUUGCACAAGGUGCAACUCAAGUGCCCGAGACUGUUGUAUUUGGCAAAAGGAGACUCCACUCGCUUCUUGUCUCGCUCCGUUUGCCUUUGUUUUUCCCUCAUCAAGCGCCUAAGCUCCUCUUGGUUUACAACCUUUUUCCCCUUUUUGGAAGUAGCCAUUCUUGAAAACAGAACUGUUCUGUCGCGAUGGAGUAAAAGUGGGUCUCACGAUGAUGACGCACACUGCAGUUCAUAGCUUACGCACGCUGUCAGCCAAUGGAGACCGACGUCCCCGCACGGCGGCCAUUUUGCUACGGGACGCUCGCCCACUCAUCACAUUAUAAUCUACGGUGUAUGUAACAUUUAAAUAACCAUAGAUUGCUUAAUUUUACACCGAUUUUUUUAAACGGUUUGGUUUGUAACAAACCUCAGAGUUUUAGUAAUGUUUCUGCAUACUCAAGAAUAUUUUUAACCAUGGAUUUUCAUAUAUAUACAUUAAGCAGAUAGGAAGAGGAAUAGCUACAGGCCUGCACACACAAGGCAUUUACAUUAAAUCAUUUAUGUAUAAAACAUUUAAUCAUUCCAUGUAUGUUAUAUUAGAAAUAUUUCUAUUAUAAGGAUAGCUAUAAUAAAAUAUAUAGCAACAACAUAUAUAAAUAUUUGUAUUCAAUGUAAAUGUCUGCCUCAUGUUGCCAUUUUAGAUAUUUGUAACAAACCGAACAGCUUGGAAAUUAUGUGCAACUUAUGUUAAAAUGAAAGAGCAUUUCUACCUCUCAAACAGAUGUAAAAUUGCUGGGUCAACUUUGAAAUAUGUACUUGGUCUCACUUACAGGGAGUCUGUUAGCCAAGUAAGAUAAACACAAGCACACCGACAAAGACUGUCAUUGAGACAAAAUAAAUAAAUUAAAAUAAAAAUACGCUGUCAUACAAGAAAUUAAUCUCGAUUGUGGUCUCAGGCUUGACAACUCACACAUAGUAACUCAAACAUUAGCCCUUGUGUACAAAUAGCUGUGAAACAACCGUGCUGCACGAUUAAGUCUUUAUUUUCUUAAAGAAAAGCUGCCAUUUCAAUAUGUCCAAGCAUCCCAACUCAUAGCCACGUUAUCAAGGUCUGUAAUAAACAAAACCAUCUGUUAAUCUGUCAAGAUUCAGCGAGUUAAGAGUAUUUUUGAUCAGAAUGGGUACCAGAAUGUUAUACUGGAGUAAGAUGGCCGCCGUGAAUAGACGCCGGUGACUCCACCUCGAGUCAUCUAAUCUUUCUUGUAUAUAUCUAUGGUUCACACUAAUCGAAGAAGGAAACCUCGCGAGAUUAGCUAGCAGCUGGCUUCUCUGUCCCUCACCGUCCGCCUGGUUUUUGCCGCAAAGCUAAGUGAUUUGAUACCGUUUUAAAACGUGAAUCGGGGGGACGCUAAAAGAGACAAGGAUGUAGUCGUUUGAUUUUCGUUCUUAUUUUUAGAUGUGUGUUGAUUUAGCGCGUUUGUGUUCUGUUAUGUUUAGCACUAUUUUCUGUUUUCAUCGCCGCACCCUCCAUAUUCAUUUUUUAUUGGGGGCAAGCUAGCUAACGUCCAUUGGGAGCUAACGCUAACCUGCUGUGGUAGCAGGUGUAUCGUUGUUUGAACAACAGUAAGCAGGCAGCUACUAAAUUAACGUGUAAAGAGACCCUCGUUGGAAUUUGUGAAUCGCUUCCAGAUUUAUGCCACAUCUCCAUCCGACUGUUGCUCAAUAAUUGACUUACUACGCUCUUCAGACAGACAUCACCACCAUCACCAUCAUCAUGACAGGUGAGAAGAUACGCACCAUGCGAAAGGACCACAACAAACCAAACAAAAAUGACGAGAUCAUGGACACUUACGAUGAGACCUCAAACGGGACUAUCCCUAACGGUACCGGUAACCAUCUGAAAUCCAACAAGGCUUACCAGAAAUCGGUCAAAAGCUCGGCGCUGCAGCAGCAACAGCAGCUCAACGCGAACAACAUAAACGGGAAUUCAUCGUCGAUCGGCACCGUGGUUAACGAUGAUAACAAAAACCCGAUCAUCCUGACCAAUGAAAACUUGGAGUUCCCGGUGCAUGAGUGCGUGUUCAAAGGGGACGUGCGGCGGCUCUCCUCCCUCAUCAGGACCCACAGCAUCUCCCAGAAGGAUGUUCAUGGUAAGACCUUGAUAUAAUGUUUGCUCCGAUCACAUGUUUGAUAUCUAUAUGUACAUGUGAGAUCAUUUAAAUUCCUCUUUUUUCCAGGUAACACACCUCUUCACCUGGCUGUGAUGUUGGGCCACAAAGGUAAGGCUGAUGGAAUAAUGAAACUUGUCAUUUUUGUUGUCUGUACAGUAGGGCUGGGACAUACAGUUUUCUCCCGAUACGAUUUUUUGGAUGCCUAUUGAUUUAAAUUGCGUUUCUACAAUAUUGUCGAUUUUCUCGAUAUUCAGUCUGCAUUUUUAACACCAGUGAAACGAACAGAAACAAAAAUCUUAAAACAAAAAAUCACGAUACCUAUGUGAAUCGAUUUCUUCUCCCACCCCUACUGUACAGUCUGAUGUCUUUGACUUUAAGAAUAAGAAUAACUUCAUUAAUCCCUGAAGGGAAAUUCAGUUGUCUGUCAUCUCACAUAAAAUGUCUCAAAAAGUUAUCUACUAUUUACACAAGUGUUAUAAUUUGUAAUAAUUGUUAGUUAUAAUAGUUGUAAUUUGUAAUAGUUGUAAUUUAUGUCAAUAUACUGAAUAAAGAUCUGAGUAUAUCAACAUAUUCAGUCUUUCUACAUAAUUAAUAAUCAUGUUUUCAUUAUUUUUUUAAAUUAAUAGGUUUUAUUUGAUAGACCCUUUUGCAUUAUUUAUUUGUGGUUAAUAUACAUUAGCAUGUAUUGUGUUGGUAGUAUUUUAUCCCUCACCAAAGCAGAGACAAUUACAAAUAUAUGAACAGUGGAUUGUUAUGUUUCAACAAAAAUGUACAUAAUGAAUCUUAUUACUAUUCUUAAUACUAUUCAUCACACACUGCAUUGUCACUUUUUAAUUUGUGUGCUUGUCACAAUAACAAUACAAAUCUAUCUAUCUAUCUACCUAUCUACCUAUCCGUCUGCUUUGCCUUUGUGACUCUUUAAAGGGUCCUUUUAAAGCACUCCUGCUCUCACUCUAGUUUUUUGGAGCACCCCUCACACUCCCACUGCACUCAGCAUGUCUUAUCUGACCUCUGCAGCAGUGUCAGAACAACAUAAUGUUGGUAUCGUGGCCUAAAAUGCAGCAAACGCUUAAGGGUGGAGAUACAAGAAAUGAUACCCUCUGUGGUUAGAGCCACAUGAGGUGACAGGAAGUUCCAAAAAGUAAUGAGUUUAUAAAAAGCAACACAAAAAAAGUUUCUCAGUUUAACAUUUUCUGUUUCUCUUUCAGAGUGUGCCCUUCUGCUUUUGGCCCAUAACGCACCUGUUAAGAUAAAGAAUGCGCAGGGAUGGAGUCCUCUUGCAGAAGCCAUCAGCUACGGCGACAGGCAGAUGAGUAAGUGAGAUCAUCUCCACUGGGCUGUACAGAUGUAACCCCUGUUCGCAGGUUUAAUCUGGGUGUCGCACCUGGAAUCAUACAUGUACUGUUAGACAACCACUCCUGGAUAAUACCUCUCUGACAUUUCUGAUGGCUUCAUGAUGGCAGCCUCAGCCCUGCUGGCAUCUGGAAUGGCUUUCUGUCUGAAUGCUAAUGUUGUGACAGUUUGGGCAAAUGUCAUCUCAACGGCUGUCAUCUGUUCAGGAAGCGUUUUUGUCUGCUUGGAUUGCUCUGCUCUCUUGUGUUACAUAUCAUAAGACAGAGUACAUUAUUCUAACGGAGAAUGAAAUUCUGAUUUCACUCUUUGUCAUGGUUAAUAAAAUACAACACUGAAGCUCAUUGUAGAUUCAAUCUCCAGAGUCUCUACUUUGUAGAAACAUUUCCAUACUGUCUUUUUGAUAAUGCUGUUCAAACUUGGGGAUUUCGAUCAUUAUUCUUGAAGUUUCCCCUUUCAUACGGGUGAGAGAUUAGAAGGCCGUUUUUUCCCCUACCAUACCAGUAAACCAUAUACAUCACUGAUUCUGUAUUAUGUUCAGUGAUAUUUUUAGAGCAAAUACCGACAAAUUCUAGUUUUCGUUCUCAUUUUUCAUUCAAGUGUGGAAAAAAGGAAGCAAGGCUUCAUACUGCAAUAGCUUGCAGCAUUUGUGGGAUUGCUUUACGAGUAAUUGAAUUGUUUGAAAUCUGCAACCGCUGUCUGGGCUUCCAAGCUCAAAAGCUGGCGUCUGGGAUUUUCUCUGAGCUCUGGUUAUCCAGAUGGGCUGGAACCCAGCCUGAAUGAUGGCUUAGUGUGAGGAAGCCCUGAGCUUACAGGCUGGUCACUCCCCUGCCUAAUGAUGCUACUGCUGUUUUACAUCUGACAUGCAGAGUACAAGUGUCACAGAUGACGUUUGAGAUGAACUCCUCACCUCUUGUGUCUUUUUUUGGUGUGAUGUCGAUUUUUCAUGUGUAAGAAAAUUUAUGUAAGAGAUUAUGUGGAAGUGCCUGGAGAAAAUACCAGUUACUGAAUAUUAUACCUCUGUUUUUGUGUUAAAACUCAGCACAGAUAUUUCAGCUGCUUAGCUAUAGAUAACUACGGUCAUUUAUCAGCAUCCUGUCCUUAAACAGCAUGCGAUGAAGGUUGAGAGUGUUUAGAAAAAUGACCCUCCAACUUGUUAGUAUGCGUCUCGACUUUCUGGGGCUGCUGCUGCUGCUGUGGCAGGCCGGCUGGCUGGCUUGGGACUGGGACCUGGAGUUUAGCUUUGAGAAGGUCACGAAAUUCACAGGGGGGGAAGGGGAGGCAGUGAGGGAGGGCUCAGCACACUGACAAACCAUCAGCAAGGACAUGCGAAGAAGAGCCUCCGGUGAUCCUCAGAUUUGGAUCUUUGUCUAAAUGAAUAUGUAGCAGGAACUGGCAGGCAAAGGGAACACACACACACCUUACUAUCAUAAGGGGAAGGGUUAACAGUUUUACAGCGAGUCGUGAAACACUGCAGUCUUUCUUUGCGGUCGUCACCUUCCACUAUCACACAUGUGCACAUUACGUCAGCGGCUGGCUCACUGGGUUUCUGUGUGCAAUGACUGGCUGCCUGUGUGCAGCAGGGACCCCGUCAGCACAUCUCUCCUCCUCAGUCCACUUUCACCCCCUCUGGUCAAGACUACAGAGGACACAUCUGGGUUGUGCUGAUUUGUCUUUGUCUUUACGGUGUGACUAAGUGCUUUCAGGAGUUGCUUUUCUUAUCACAGGUGAUGCAUGGAGUAUUCAUAACAAUACCACUGUGCAAUAACAGGUUGGUGCAGAGAACUGACGCAUCUCUGUUGUUUUGUUUACGCACAAAAGAAGCUCCAAAUCUCAUCAAGCAGCUUAACUGGGGAUGCAAAAUAAAAUCAAUUAAAUUAAGGAGUCCUCAGCCAAAUAAUAAACGGCUUAUAUUUCAAUAAGUGAUGGAGGAGUGAGUCACCCCCUCUUAUUUUGUUCCUCUACAAGCUCCAGGACAGGUUUUCUUUCUUUAAAAUGUUGUUUAAGGAGACUCCAGUAGCUCCUUCUGUAGAUAAGCUGCUCUCUCAAUAAGAGGAAACCUCAGUGACAUAAGAUGAAGUGAUCAGUGAAGUUGUAGGUGUCCAGGUAUCACACCAGGCAGUGCAGCAGCAGCAGCAGCCAUCUUUAAAAGCCCCUGUAACAAGUUGUUAAGGAUUCUUUAUGUACACAGAGAGCUCUCUAGUGGGCAGUUCCUCUCAAGGAGUCCACAGAACAGUUUGUUCCUAAAGCGCCCAAUAGCAUUUACUGCUCCCCCAGUAACAUGCGAGGGAGAAAGUCUGACACGCAGUGGAUCCCUGAAGCUGAUUCUGCUAUUUCUCAGGUUCAAAUGUCAUAAUAAUGUAACAGCAAGAUGCCAGUUCUAUGAUCUUUUAUAAUAUUUGUGUGGUUAUAUGGGGAUGUAGAUGUAGGUAGUACGUCAGCAGUUCACCUGGCGGCUUUUGGUGGAUGAAUGGAGAGGGGGUGAAUGGGGAAGCCCUUCUUUUUGCGACUGCCCUUUUCUUCUUCAUCUAAGUGCUUUGUCUUUUUGCAUUAAUAAAACUACAAACAGAGAUACAGCCUGUUUUUUGAAGUUUAUACAGCCAGCCAUUCGGGCAAGGUACCAUUAUCCCCUACUCAGCCUCUCUGCGAUUAAGUUGUUUUUGGAUAGUCGCCAUACAGCAAGUAUGCAGUUUAGUCUCACAAACAUCACAUUGUACUUUUUGGAUCUUUUCUAUUCAUUGUGAUUAGGGUUGCAACCUUUCGAUCGGCAGUUAAGCUGGGGGAUUUUGGAAAUAUUCCACAUUGGAGACUUUCCAUGAGAGUUAUGGGAAUUAUUGGGAAUUCAUGGGAAUUAACUAGAAAUUGGGGGUAAUUUAAACCAACUGUAUCAUAUCCAAACAUAAAUGUAAAUAUUUUUGUUUGGUCAUAAGCAGACAUCCAUGCAAAAAAUACAAUUAAAAAAACAUGACACUCAUCAGAUGGCGAACGUGGCAUUUUUCUGUAGAAUAAAAUAACAAAACAAGUUUGUAAAAACACUAAUGCAAUGACAUGAACAGAAAUAUAGUUGGCUAAACAACUGCAAUGGUCUUCAAAAUAUUUGACAAUUGAUGUAUAAAUUAUUGUAUGGUUACAGAAAACUAUCUUGCAGGAGUCAGAAGAAACAGCAUCACAUUUGAGGAAGCUACCACCACCAUAAUAAACUAGCCCCUGAAAUGCUCUAUGAAAUGAAAAAUAGCUUACAUGUAGCAUAUUUUAUUUAAUUUUUGCAAGUUAAAUAUUAAUAUUAUUAUAGAUCAAAUAUAUUUACCCCAUAAUAUUAUCAAAACUUACUUGACUUUAUGUAGUCUGUGGGCAGUGGUUCUCAAGUCCAGUCCUCAAGGCCCACUGUUUUGGAUGUUCCCCUGCUCCAACACACCUGAUUCAAAUGAUCAGCUCGUUAUCAAGCUCUGGAAUGGCUUAACGAGCUGAUCAUUUGAAUCAGGUGUGUUGGAGCAGGGAAACAUCCAAAACAGGAUUGUUAGCUAAGAUUAUGCUACAAUAUAUUUUACCCAACUAUAUUUAAGUUCCCUGUUGAGGGCCAACCUUCAGUUUUGGAUUUUUUUAUUCCUGUUAAUUCCCAUAUAUUCACGUAAAUUCCAACUUCAAAAAUUCCCGGAAUUUUGCAACCCUAAUUCUGAUUAAGUUGCAAGUGGAACAAUAAACAUUACUGAGUCUAAGAGUGACACCAUUCAGCAUAAAACAGUGUCACUGUUAUAGCUAGCCACGCCUCCUGGUGACAUCAUUAGUGUCUGGGAUGCAGUGCGGAUAGGGCUCUGAGGUAGGAGGUGGUCACUGGUGGUUUGGCUAUUGAGUGGAGUUUCCGCCUGAUGCUGCCAUCGAUCGUAGCACCAGCUGGGUUGCUAUGCUGCGUGAGCACAUCCCGACCUGACACGUUGAGGGCGAUCUCCUGAGAGUUUCCUGUCACUGUAUGUUGAGUAAUCAAGACGCCGAAGCGAGCGCUUGAGUGAGUCAGGCUCCAAGCGUUGACGGUCAGUGUGAUCUCAUGACCGCCAGUACCUCCGGCUACCAGAGCUGUCCAUCACGUGGCUCGGCUCCUCGGGACCUGUAGAGAGACGAGCAGGUGUGAUAGUGGAGGGCUGCAGGGGCCGGGCUUGUCAGUGGAUGGAUGACAACAUUAGUAGGAUCAGAGGUGAAGAGGAGCUGGCUGACAGAGCAGGAGACUAGGUUGUUAGUGCUCUCUGGAAGGACAAAAUGUGGUGCAUGCUCUUCCCAAAAUACCUCAAAGAUCUCUCUGUAGUGAGAUUUACUGAAACUUUUCCGCUGACAGUAACAGUAACUGAACAAAUCAUCAUUGAAGUCCAUCCCAGUCUAUAAUACUGUCUGAUCAAUGUGUCCUUUUGGUCUGUCCUGUGCUUUGAAUUUGACCUCAUUCCUGCUGUCCAGGUGUAACUGUGAGUAUUCUUCUCUCCUCACCUUUUCCCUUCAGUCACGGCAAUCCUGCGGAAGUUAAAGCAGCAAUCUCGGGAGAGCGUGGAGGAUAAGAGGCCCAAGUUACUGAAAGCUCUGAGGGAGGUGAGAGUCACUCUGACUUCACUGAACUCUAAUCUCUGCAGAAUUUGAUUAGCAUAUAACUUUAGUCUGUCCUUGAGAAUGCGUUUAACGUCAGGAAUAUAUGCGUUAAAAACCUGAAGUGAACUGCUCUUGGAUUUAUUUAUUAUGAAUAAGCUGAAUCAUUUAGUGAGACAUGUUUAUAUCUUUCUCUUCAGCUCGGUGACUUUUAUCUGGAGCUGCAUUGGGACUUCCAGAGCUGGGGUGAGUUUUUCUAUUGUUGACAGGAAGUUGUUUAUGCGCUUCAUUCUCGGAAAACUUUUCCAGCAUGAUAAUGGAUUUUAAAAAGACUUUAUUUGGAGUUACUUUGUUUAUUCCUUCAAAGCAGCUGGAUGGUUCGUUUGUCGCCUGAAGCUCAAUAAAGAAUACUUGUGUGUGUGUGUGUGUGUCAGCCACAGCUGGCUAAAUUCAAACGCUUGUCUGUUUUUCAGUCCCUUUGCUGUCCCGGAUGCUUCCUUCUGAUGCUUGUAAAAUUUACAAGCAGGGGAUUAAUAUCAGGUAAAAUCCUAAUGUACAAGUGGAUUAAACUGUCACUGUAUCUAUGAGACAAUCUCUCACACUGAGCGUUUGAAGCAGCAACUGGUCGAUAUCCAGGUCGAGGACUUCUUUUAGAUCCUUAAAGUAGGACAUUAAAGCUUCACACACUCCCUCUCCUCCCUCUUGAUUUAGACUUGACACGACUCUAAUAGACUUCACCGAUAUGAAGUGUCAGCGCGGGGAUCUGAGCUUCAUUUUCAACGGUGACGCAGCACCCUCCCAGUCCUUUGUGGUCCUGGACAACGAAGCGAAAGUGUACCAAAGAAUACACCAUGAGGUAAGCGACAAGUGAGUCACAAUGAGUCAUCAAGCUGCGUUUUAAUAUGAAUCUCAGCGCUUAACUCUUUUAUUGUUCCACCCCUGAAGGAGUCAGAGAUGGAGACUGAAGAAGAGGUGGAUAUCCUGAUGAGCAGCGACGUCUACUCCGCGACUCUGUCCACCAAGUCCAUCACCUUUUCUCGCAGCCAGAUCGGUUGGCUGUUCAGAGAGGAUAAAACGGUAAGCUUUAGGGGGUCAAACCACAGCUAGAUGAGAGCAGAAGUGAUUUAAUUUGCAUAAAAGGUGACACAUUCAACAAUAUAAAAGCACUGUUGAAAAAGAAACAUUAAAAGGACAGUUAAAAUUAUAAUUUAUGUAAGAUAAGUCAGAAAUGCUCAUUUGAUCAUAUAUUCCUUCAGCUCAUAACAGCUUCAAAAAGUACAGCGAUAUCCACGGCUUCUUUUCCUCUGCGGAGAAGUCUCUCAGAUGAAGACCUCUCCUUUUGUUCCUCUGAAUAGUUUCAGUUCUGAAAUAAUUCUGUAAGUUUUAUAUAACAAGUGAGACGAAGAAAAUGUAUUUUGUGUAUGUUUAGUCACAUGACCAGUGCUGCAAAUCAUCUACAUGGUGGUUCACACAUGAUUGGUUUAAAGGGAACAAAUCCGCAGUAUUUGCUAAUUUACUAAGGGUGAUGUCACUUUGCUUUUAGUUUGAAAUGUUUUGAUGAAUUAUAGAUCUGAAAGUCCGGUUUGAACUGACGAGCUUUGUUUUAUAUAAACCUCAUCAGAGUCGCUCUGAUCUCGGGAGCACAAAGGAAAUGAUCUUUUCUUCUAAAGAGUUACUUCAGUCUCACUCUCGGUCCGCUGUCUCGUUACCUCUUAGGAAAUCAUCUGUUACAUUAAAGUCUGAUCUUUUCCCACACAGGAGCGGGUCGGAAACUUCCUGGCCGACUUCUAUGCAGUGAACGGGCUCGUGCUGGAGUCACGGAAACGGCGAGAACACCUCAGCGAGGAGGACAUCUUGAGGAACAAAGCCAUCAUGGAGAGCCUGAGUAAAGGAGGCAGCAUCAGUGAACAGAAUUUUGAGGUAAAGGGAGCAGAUUGCAUCUUCAAAAAGUUAAGACGUCUGCUCCUCUGAAGAUUUCAAAUGUGCCACUUUACUGAUUUUUUUUUUUCUCUCUUCCCCAGCCUGUGAGGAGGCAGUCUCUCACAGCGCCAGCACCCAACACCAUUUCUUGGGAAGAGUACAUCACUGCAGAGCAGGGAAAGUAAGCAUGUUCUCAUCAGCCUUUAUCUAAUUUAGGAACGUAAUCAGGACGCUUGAGUGUGAACCACAUGAACCGUGAUGAGUCAUUUUUAAAAAAAAUGAACAUCUUUGUAUGUUUGCGUGUGUUUCUUCACACCUCCAGGCCUCCUCAUCUUGGUAGAGAGCUCGUGUGCAAGGAGAGCAAGAAGAACUUCAAAGCUACCGUAGCCAUGAGCCAGGAUUUCCCCUUAGGCAUAGAGUCGUAAGUACAUCUAUUCCUCCUCAGAUCUAUUUACAAAGCUCUCUGCACAGAUUGAUCCCGGGUGGGUACGCUUGGAUGCAUGUGGGAUUUUAGAAAAGGGUAGAGCCGAGAUGAAAUAAUUCAGAGAAGAUAAUUGGACGAGGUAAGGGUUCCUCUGUCUGAAGGAUUAGAAAAACAACUGCUCCACCAUGCGAUUACUUUCUUAACUCGUCCUCGGCACCUUGUUAGCUGUGCAUGGGCUGUUUGAAGGGAAAACCUGCAGAUUGCUCUCUUAUUGCCCUUAUUUUUGGUGUCUUACAUCAUGCAUCUGGAAGCUCGUGCUUUCGCUUCAGGUUUAAUUAGUAAAUGUGGACAUUAAAGACUCGCAUAUUCAGGCUUCUUAAGGCUGUCGUGGCUAAAUGAUUGCUUUUAGUUUACAACAACUGUUGACCUAAGAUGUAAUGGCCUGUGAUUGCCAAGAGAUCAGAGAAAUAAGAUAUUUCACAGAAAAAAAAAGUUGUUUUUAAAGGGCGUCCAUGAAGGGAAACUGGCAGGAUUUGAAAAGGAUGCGGUCUGGUUUUUGCCUGUCAUGAGAAGUAAGCGUUGAUUUAUGACCUCUGCAGACAGAACAUUAAUGGAUCCAGCAAUAAAACUCCACCCUCCAUAAUCGCUAAUGUGUUCUGGAUGUUGUCUUUUUCCCAUUUCCUAUUCUCUGUUCUGUGAUGUUCAAACAUAUUUUGUUAAAUAAUGAAUAAUAUUGAGGAAACUUGUGCUGCGUUCGAGUUACCUCGGAAGUCAGAUGUUGGAAGCACUUCCGAGGUAAGAGGAACGCAGCAUUACAGUUAGCUCAGUGUGGCUAAGCGAAGAGAGCUAGCGAACUUUUCAUGCUCCCUGCUCACUUCACCUAAUGCCUGCACUGGUCAGGCAUUAUUAAAGACAAGUGGUUUUAUGCAAGUUUAAUAAUAUGUAGCCUGAAUGCAACUUAACCCUUUCUUUCUGCAUCAAAAUACAGCUGAACCGCACGAUAAGAUGCUAAAUGUUUGUUUACACCCAGCUAACUGAGCAUUUUAAAUUAUGGGCCAUGUUGAUCUAUCGGGUCUAUCUGUACUGGUAUUCCCUGAUAGCGUAUUCGGAUGCUGCGUUCGAGUUACCCCGGAAAGUCUGGAGUUCCAAGCUGAAAGUGAAGUCACACCAGAGUUCAGAAUGGCUACAUCUACGAAAAGUUUUCUAUGAAAGUUAUUUUAGCACUUGCCUUGUCCGAAUAUAAGGCAAGCACUAAAAUAACAUUCGUAGAUGUAGCCAUCUUGUUUCAAACCUCCAAAUUUACAGGAUCGCUCCAAAGAUCUGUUAUAGACAUUUGUUUGAUGAGCGCCUCUAUCAGGGGAUUUCAAACCUUUAAAGAGCAAUGACAUUACCAGAAUAUGUACUUUAAGAAAAGGACAGGACCCUUUGGUUGACCUGAACAUGACUCCAAGAUCUGCUCAUACACUCAGAGUCUUGUGAAGUCUGAUUCCUUAUUCACUGGAAAUGCAGCUGCAUCUUAUUUCCUGUUGCUGUAACUCUGACUUCAGGAGGCAGUCCUCACCUCGAGGGAACUGUUGGCAGAGAAAAAGACUAUGAAAGAAAACUGCACACUCAUUUUCCUCUGCCCUCAGGUUACUCAACGUGUUGGAGGUCAUAGCCCCGUUCAAGCACUUCAACAAACUCCGAGAGUUUGUGCAGAUGAAACUUCCGCCAGGGUUUCCAGUCAAACUCGGUACGUACGUCAACCUGCCUCCAUGCUCCUGAGAGUUAGUGAGCCCGAGGGGAACUAUCAGAAAAUAACACAUCAUGAUUCUGCUGUUUUUCUCCCCCUGUAGAUAUCCCUGUCUUCCCCACCAUCACAGCAACCGUCACCUUUCAGGAAUUCCGCUACGACGAAUUUGAGGAGUCUAUUUUCUUCAUCCCCUCUGAAUACAAAGAAGACCCCAGUCGCUUCCCAGACCUCUGACCUGUAAACUCGACUGACGCAGACAGGAAAUGACCAGCGGGUCACGAUGUGUUUGAGGAUGAGGAAUCCUUUUUAUUCAUACAUGUAUUAUCCUCUCUGUUUUAUGUUCUUCCUUAAAAAGGGAGCUGGUCUCGUUGAUCGGUUUUCAUUCAUUUCACUGGUGCAUCCAAAGCAAGUCAAUGCAAACAGAUUUUGUCUCACUUGUAUGCCUCAUUUCCACUGCAUGGUAAGACUCAAUUGAACGCAACACUUUUUGUUUUUUUUUCCAAUGAAAAAACACGAAAAAAAUUUUGUUGAUCGGACUUGGUACCUAGUGCUCUUUCUGAGGUUCUGAGUGAGCUAAGCCUGUAAUGUUAUCACAAGUCAGACAACUGAUUGGUUGAAGAAGUGGUCACUGGAAUAUUACAGGACAGCUUCUUUGUUUGGGAUGUGACUAAAGUAUGUGGCUAAAGAUCAUUGAGGGGAUUACAUUCAGUUCACUCAUGUUGGUGUAACACUGAAAGCCCCUCACCUAGAAGCUCCACCCAUAGAGGGCAGUGAAGUGCAAAGUACGGAGAGCACUAGCAGGUAAAGUCAAAAAGGGCCAAUACCGAGCUGACUGGAAAAGUGGCAGUAGAUGCAUAUCAUCCUUAUGUUUGUUUGUUUUUGUUUUUAUUUCUGUAAAAUAAUUGAUGUUUUUUUAAUGUUCUUGUGAGCGGCUGAGUCUGCCGCUCUUAGCUGCUGUUCUUUCUCCUGUGAAAGCUGUUAUAAGACACAUUUUGAACUCAUCAUCAUCAUCACAAUGUUAUUAAUAACCAUCUCCUCCUUUGCAAGGACUGACGACAGAAUUCUUGAAACUGCACUGACGCCAUCAUCUGUAAAUAAUUCACAUCUCAUCGGUAACUCAUAACGAAAAUAGUCCGAAGUAUAACUUUAUCCUCAAACUGAGCUUAAUAUUCAUUUAUAAAUUAUGUACUAUAUAUAUAUAUAAAUAUAUACUCAAAAGGAGUAACACUGUGUAGCAAUACAUUUCCAGUACUCAAGAAUGUUUUUAACCAGCUGGGAGAAGGUUUAGCAUAAAAACUCAUUCUUAACAGUUCAAUACCCGAGCCUUUUCCCUGUGCAGGACGCAGUCUCCUGUGUUUUCAGGUUCACUCAUGUUACCUCUCUGCUGUCUCCAUGUUUGUCGUGCUAGUAUGGACUCUGUGCUCAGUGUGAGUGGGUAAUUGUUCUGUAUAAAGGAUCGUUGUAUGUACGUUUGUGUGUGGAAGAACCCCCGAUGGGAUAUCAGGUAAACUGUAAUAAGUUUAAUACUGCACUGAUAUUAAGUAUAUUUAAGGCAUGCUAUGGCUGCGUUGGCCAACUGGAUCACAUGCAUUGUUAAGAUAUAUUCUCUGAGCGUUUGUUAUAUUUACAUGCAGACCUGUUGUUAUAUAGACUAAGGAAAAGAACUGAAAAUUGUAACACUAACACUUCGAAACACCUUUCAGUGCUUAUAAAAUCUCUCCUUGAUGGUAGUCUGCGCAUAAUUUUAUUUUAUUUUUUUUAAUCUGUUAACUAAGCUGUGAAGUUCAUAUUGCUGGAUUUUUUCAUAACUGUCCAGAAGGGAAAUGAACUGAUCCAAUGAGUUGUCUCUGGCUUCAGCUAAUAUGUACUGCAACCAUACCUACUUCACAUCCCUUUAAUAAAGCACCAGCAUCAUGUUUCAACUGA